Messenger RNA from Sugiyamaella lignohabitans, 2991 nucleotides. RefSeq lists its product as uncharacterized. Bases 1 to 2991 code for a protein of 996 amino acids. NCBI's taxonomy places the organism in Eukaryota, Fungi, Ascomycota, Dipodascomycetes, Dipodascales, Trichomonascaceae. The transcript has a single exon. Gene Ontology annotation, molecular function: protein binding; oxidoreductase activity. The record is from RefSeq and is a predicted model, not a curated record.
AUGGACCGCAGGCGGAUAGCGUUGGGGCUCCAACAAGGGCUUGGUUUCGAGCCAGAAUUCAACGGGUUACAAAAUACCUCGAGGGGAAUGCCAGUUAAUGAAUCUGGUCAAUCUACAAAUGCUGUUGGUAUGGUUCCAUCGGGAAAUAUUGGUAGCAAUGGCCAGUUUUUGAGGAGGUCAUCAAGGAAGUCUAUGUCUCGUGGCAGCCUUGGCUCAGGAUCAGGGGCUGGUUCCGCCGGUAAUGGGGUCAUAGGACCAAGUAGUUUUGACACUGAUCUAAAUUUUGCAGACGACGGAAUUUACCUCAGUGAUUUAGAAAUGGCUAAUAUCACUUCAGAACUAGAAGAAAGUGAGAAUCGUCGACAAGCUGGUGUAGGUGUUGGUAGACCCUCUCCGCUCGACCGGAAUGGCUUAGAAAUGGCAAUGAGUCUUGGUCAACAGGGGCCCAUAACUCGAGGAAGAGCAUCUAUCUCUCGAUCGAAUGCAAAUUCUUCUCAAUACUUGGAUACUACUGGUAGUGGAAGAAUGUCCAUUGACAGGUUAGAAUCACCUGAUACUCAACCAGUUACUUCUCAGCCCCUGUGGUCUUUAUCAUAUGAUCCUGUUACAACACUUGAUAACAGCAGCCGAAGAUCAUUUGGUCGGACAAGUGAUAGCAGUGCUAGUGGCUCGAGAGUGCAACCUAUUAUCGGCGGCAGUGGUGGUGCUGUUUCUGGCGGCCGUAGUAACUCUGGAGGUGAGAACUUGACCCGUGCGUCUGGAGGAAGUGUUUCUAAUACACCUGGUGGUGGCCAUGAAACAGAUUCGUCAAAUGAUGAGUUUCUGUCCUUUGCUGGGGAAUCUCAGCAGCAACGAAGGUCACUUCUGUUACAGCAACAGAUGACUCCUUAUGAUAACCAGCCUCAACAAAUACGUUUUCCCACGUCGAACUCUGUUAUGAACUACGACCAACCUAGGGGUCGCUCAAGAGUGAGUAACUCGUCAAUGGCCCAACAGCAACAGCAGCAGCAACAGCAGCAACAAAGACAGCAAAAUGCUUUACUUCAGCAGCUUGAUCCAUUACAAUCACAUAUGCCACAUCAGUCUUUAACUCAGUCCCAUCUACAAAACCAGAACCAGAGGAUUGUUCAACCACAGUACCAACGAGUUCAACCUUUAAUAUCUGUGCCUGUAAGGUCGUCAUCUGUUGAUUCCCGAAAUCAGAGACCUCAUAAUAUGAUAUCAGCUGGUCAUAUCCACCAGCGACAACCUAGAUACCCUUCUCAUCCUCACACUGAGCAACACUCCCACUCGACUCCAUAUUAUGACAGGGAAGGAUCUGGGUCUGGCGACGAGCAAACCCAGCAAGUUCGCCCCGAAGACCCUAUUUCUAUUAGACGGAAAAAGUACAAGCCCAAGUCAUCUAUACCUCCGGAUCUUAGUAGCUCGAACUAUGCUGAACAAUGUGCAGCAGCAGCCAUCUCUUCACGACUUAAUCCCUACCGAUUACAUGUUGAUGAGUAUAAUAUUCUGCGAUCUCAUUUGAGCUACGUACAUGUCACUACUUAUCUGAACAUUCGUAAUGGAAUCCUUCGAUUAUGGCUUUCGAACCCAAUUGUCAAGGUGACUAUGUUCGAGGCAGCAGGAUGCGCGAGAGAUGAGCGAUUUUAUGGACUUGCUGAAUUUGCGUAUGAAUGGCUCGUUCGAAAUGGCUAUAUUAAUUUUGGCUGUUUAGAGUACCCACUAAGUAACAUCGAGCAAUCUGUGGACUACGAACAUCCUUUGAAACCUCGACCUACCAUUGUUAUUAUUGGAGCGGGUAUUGCUGGUUUAGGAUGUGCUCGCCAGCUUGAUAGUUUGCUUAAUAGAUACGCUCAGAACUUCACUGGUGAGUACGAAGACAUCCCUCGAAUUAUUGUGUUAGAAGGUAGAAGACGAAUCGGAGGGCGUAUAUACUCCGCCCCACUUAAAAGCGAUCAUAAUUGCAUGGUUGAUCUCGGCGCACAAAUUAUCAUGGGUUAUGGUGAUGGUAACCCACUUGGAGUUCUAGUUCGUCGGCAGCUGGGUCUUCCUAUUCUGCCAAUGGACCCACCUUCCGGUUUAUGCGACAGUGUCAACAAUGAACAGGUACCUGAAGAAAUAGAAGACAGAGCCCAUAGAUUAUACGGGCAUUUGCUAAAAAAGAUGGCUCAGUUCAAGAACGGUAUGCCUGAACCAAGUACUGUUCAGGGUGAUGAGGUACUGAUGAAUGCAGCUAAGGACCCUAGUACCCGAGACGAAUUCCAGGAAAGCCAAACAAUUGCAAAAUUAGAGGAAAACGGCGAAUUACCUAAACCAUAUGAGGAUCCUGGAUUUAUUGACGAGGGCAGUAAAUAUGGAACUGAUGAACAAGAAACACAGGAAGAGUUCAAAUUUCUAAAAAGCAUUGGAAUUGAUUCAAAAAAGAUAUCAUCUCGCAAGACGAUUCAUGUUGCACCUGAACCUCAAGGCGAAAUGUACCCGUCUCUCGGUGAGACUUUGACUGGUCUCCUUGGUCAACUCAACGAACUGGCUCAACUGACUCCUCAAGAUAUCCGUCUUGUUAAUUGGUAUCUCGCUAAUCUCGAAUACUCUACAGGAACUAAUUUGAAUAAUUUGAGUCUUUCCAGUUGGAAUCAAGACGAUGGACAUGAUUUUUCGGGCCGCCACUCGGUGAUUCGUAACGGAUACAUGUCUCUUCCGCGUGGUCUAUACGUUUACCCAGAGAAACUUGACGUAAGAUUUAAAACCAGUGUGAAAGUGAUUGAGUAUCAUGACGACUACUCAGAUGUGUUCUUGGAAAAUGGUGAAAAGAUUCAAGCUGACAGAGUUAUUGUAACUGUGCCGCUAGGUAUUUUAAAGGAUAGAACGAUCCAGUUUAUUCCAGACUUGCCUCAAUGGAAAACUGAUAGUAUUGAGCGAUUGGGAUUUGGUGUUACAAACAAGGUAUGUAUACUGAAAGAAGGAAUCAAGAUUGGAAGUAAACGAUACUAA